Molecule: messenger RNA, 10605 nt
Organism: Cyprinus carpio (common carp)
Lineage: Eukaryota; Metazoa; Chordata; Actinopteri; Cypriniformes; Cyprinidae
Gene: mgaa
Product: MAX dimerization protein MGA a
Exons: 25
Coding region: 467-9169 (2900 amino acids)
Biological process (GO): cell fate specification; regulation of transcription by RNA polymerase II; positive regulation of DNA-templated transcription
Cellular component (GO): nucleus
Molecular function (GO): DNA-binding transcription factor activity, RNA polymerase II-specific; RNA polymerase II cis-regulatory region sequence-specific DNA binding; protein dimerization activity
Source: RefSeq, a predicted model, not a curated record
UGUUUUGAGCGACGACGACCUGACGUCACCGCACGCACGCAAACCUCGGAGGGUGAGACGCACGGUGUAAUAAUGUGAGAAAGGAGAGAGAGAGCAAAACAGCAUUAACGAAGACAGGAGAGAGAGUAUGCAUGAUAUGCAUUUCAUAUUGACAAAAGGUAACAGUCUAAUCCGGAUAAAGCUGUAUCUGUUAAAGAAAUCGAAAAACUUGGCUGAAGAAGGGUCUUUUUCGUUGUUACCUCGUGACCAGAGCAGAUCAUCUCUCAGCGCGCUCACAUCAGAUUCGCCCGCCAUUUGAGAUGUUUCGACGUGCACGCGCCAUCCGCGCCAACUUUUAGUUCUCGGGCCUAUUAGAGACACGCGCCAUCGACGAAUAUAACUCGACGCCCGUAACACAAAAGGAUGUAGACCUGAUAUACCCUGAGGUGAGAGGGUCAGAAGCUUUCCAGAUGACUUUGUAACUCCCAUGGCCGAUACAAAGAAGCAGGGUGCAAUGGUGCUUCAUGAAGAGGGCGUGACUGCCCCAACACUUGCACUUCCCACUACAUCUCCACAGUCCAUCCUUGUCGUCCUUAAACAGUUGCAGUCUGGUGAUAGUGGGAAAGACAAGGGCAGCCUGAUGGCAAUUAGUGAAGCAAAUGAAAUGGUGAAAUCCUCAGUUGGCUCUGUUCCAACAGGCAUCCAUCCAACAUCAUCCACAUUUGCAAACACCAAUAACAUCAUCCAGUCUGAGAACAUGCCAGCAGAUGCUAGAUGCAAGGGCAUCACCGCUACACUGGACAACAACAGUAUGUGGAAUGAGUUCUAUAGAUGUCAGACUGAGAUGAUUCUGACCAAACAAGGUCGUAGAAUGUUCCCUUACUGCCGCUUUCGUCUCUCUGGAAUGGAACCUUUCCAGAGUUACUUGUUGGCAAUGGAUAUUGUUCCAGUUGAUAACCACAGAUACAAAUGGAGUGGAAAAGGAUGGGAAAAAAAUGGGAAAGCUGAGCCUCAUGUUUCACAUUUGUUUGUACACCCAGAAUCACCUGCUACUGGCCUACACUGGAUGCAAUACCCAGUUUCAUUUUACAGACUGAAACUUUGCAACAACUUGGACCAGGAGGACCAUAUUAUUUUGCACUCAAUGCACCGAUACCUUCCUCGACUUCAUAUCAUACCGGCAGACAAAGACUCAGAAAAUAUUCAAGUUGACAGACCUAAUGUCGUAACUCUAUGUUUUUCUCAGACAGAGUUCUUUGCGGUCACAGCCUAUCAAAACCUUCGCAUCACCCAACUCAAAAUUGACUACAACCCCUUUGCCAAAGGUUUCAGGGAUGAUGCAGUCAAUGCUCGAUCAUCUAAGGCCAAGAAUGGAAUGUCCACUGAGGAAGCAGAGGGUGAGCUCAAGCUAAGCAGGGAGAUGACAACCUUGAAUAAUUUGAAAACUCUGUUCAUGAAGAGAAAUGCUGCUGUAAAGGUCAAUAAGGAUCAGAACGUUCCCAGCCCUACAAAUGGUGAAAGGAAAGCUAUUAAUGGCGAUGCUCCCGUUGUAGACACAAAUGUUCAAAGUUUGUGCAGCAAGAAGCGCCCAUCGUCAUUGGCAUUCUCAGAAUUCAUUAAAGGUGCUCAUGUAAAAGUAAAAAGGUUGUCACUCGAGAAUAUCAAGAAAAAUGGUGUGGUCUUGCAAGCAUCCACAACUUGCACAAGUGAACAAAAUGAGGUGAUGGACAUAUCAUCCAAAACAGAAAAUAUACUAGAAGUUGUUAAAGAUGAAACCGUGAUGGGUGAUAUUCACAGAUGUAAAAGCAUAGAAACCUCCUCAAAAACAGAGUUAAAAAUAGAUGAGAAUAAAACAGAAAUAGUAGAUGAACACAAAAUUGGCAAGAUUACAUUGCUAUCCAGUGACCAAAAUAAUGACACUGAAGCCAAGUCUGAAGCAAAUACAAAGAAAGCUUUACCACACAAGCGGCCAGAACGUGUACCCCUACCACUCCUUGCUCAGUUUCUUAAACAGAGAAAGUCUAAGACAAGACCUACUACACCAAAACCUGAUGUUCUCAGCUCAUCCUUAGACUCUGAAAAGUCCUUUGAACCUGUUCUAACCCCUGAAAUCUCAUCUGCCUUGUUGUCUUCCAUCCCUUGUGUUACCACUAACUCAGAUUCACAACCAGUACUUACCUCAUUAUCUGAAAAAGUUAAAUUAUCAUCAACAACAGAUGCAAACAACAUAACAUCUGAGUCCACUGCGUUAUCAUCUCCAUCAGCAACUGCAUGUCCCGUACCAGUAGAAACACAAUUAUCUGUUAGAUUUUCACCUUCCCUGAUUUGCAUUGAUCCAAAUGCCCCAAACACUACUUCCUCCAAACCCAAUUAUGACCCAACACCUGACAAUAUCUCUAGUGUGUUUCAUAAUACUGAUGCUGUUUCUAUGCCAGAUCUUGACGACCCACUCAGGUCUCAGUCAGACAUUUCAUCUCUCCCUACAUUUGACACUGUGAAUGACACCUGUUCACAAACUACACCUGAAGUUAACACUGACUCUGCUGACACACCAAUUGUCCUCUCUGUCACUACAUCUGUUUUUGAUGUUCCAUCUAGUACAGACAAUAGCGUAAUUCCUCUCAAGCAACUUACCUCAAUUCUUGAUGUUGCUGAGAGUGAUUCUAUGUCUGAUUGCCUGUUAGACAGUUCCAAGGGCUCUUGUACUGAGCUUUUUUCAGAAGAAGUCCCUCAGAACACUCUGUUCACACAUGAAGGAUCUCUUUCCUUGCCAUUAGACGACCCAUCGUCCCCAGCCUUCUCCUUACCCAGCCCAGCUCCUUCUUCUCCUGACCCAUUUCCACCAGGUCUAUUCUGUGAAAGACCAGUACCUCCUAGAAAGACCCUUGAUUCAUUUCCAGAAAGACUUUUGGAUUGCACAGCUUCUUCCUCUCCCGACCUUUUCGCACUAGGUCUAUUCAAUGACAGGCCUGUGUCUCCCAGAAAGAUUCUUGAUUUUGUUACAGAUAUAACUCUGGAUGGAACUCUAACAUCAAAAGAAUCGUUGUCACCAAGUGUCCCCAGUGGGCCAGAACAUCCCACGGAAACAAUUGACUUGUUCUUUCAAAGUCAGUGCUCCGAUAGAACAGGUCCUCUUAAUGACGUGCAGUCUGCUGUUAGUUGUGAGACGAGCGUUUCUGAUCACAUCAUUCCAGAACCAACUAAACAAUCUUCUCAUGGAAGCACUUUCAAGAAAUUGAAGGCAAAACAGAAAAAAACAGGAAAAUUGAAGUUCAGUGAAGAUAAAGAGGUGUUUGAAGGACCCAUACCUGUUCCAAUGCAGCCCAGCCUGGAGGAUGUUGAAGGCCAAUUGUUUGUCUCCUUUAUGUCAAAGAAAGCUCUUGAGAUUCACCUCGGAGAUGGUGCCAAAUCGGAGGUUGCACAAAAAACCACAGAGAAUCCUGAUGGGGCCAGGUAUGAAAAUGCAGAGGAAAGGAUUGAGGAGCUAGAAAAAAUCCUUAUACAUGAUCUGAAAUUCAUGAGGCACAGACAGGUCAUUCAUCCAGUGCUACAAGAAGUUGGAUUGAAGUUGAAUCUACUUGAUCUCGCCCUGGAAAUUGACCUGCAAUAUCUGGGUGUGCAAUUACCCAUACCCCCACCUGUACUCUCGCCUGAAGAAAGUUCAGCAUCAUCUCAAAUCCAGUUUGUUUCAAGGACAGGAAAAACCACUGACUUCACCAAAAUUAAAGGCUGGAGAGACAAGUUUUCUGGCUCAGGAAACCCUACUGAAGUCUUGUCAAGCACAGAUGCAGGACAGAAGAACCUCUCUGCAUUUUGUAGUGACAUGCUGGAUGAGUACCUGGCCAGCGAGGGCAAACUGAUAGAUGAACGAGCUGCAACCUUAUCCCAGGCUGAUGUUACACCUGUAGCAUACCAGCUACCCACUAAGAGCACUAGCUACGUUCGUACCCUGGAUAGUGUACUUAAGAAACAAGUACCUGCUACCUUAUCCACAACAUCCAACAAGGUCAAGCCAAAAUGUAAGACCAAAGAGGAAAAUAAAUCUAAAAAACCCUUGAAGUCAGGUACAAAAAAGCAAACAGAACCUGUCUUUAGUGUUAACAAACCUGCUUUGUGCUCGAAAAAACCACAGCAAAACAAGAAAUCUAAAAAUAAGAAGGAAUCCAAGAGUUUGAGUCCUGAAAAACCUGCUUUUGAAACUGCUGCAGAGGUAGUUUCUGAUAAGACUUCCAUGGUUGAAGUUUCUGGCUCCACACCAUCAAGUUGUGCAGCUGGACGUACUACAGGUUUGCCUAAAACUUUGGUGAAGCUGAUGGAUGUGGAAGAUGGAGCAGUGUGGGAAGGCAAACAUCGUACCUUUAUCACAGAAGAAAGGGCAGCCAUUGCACUAGCCACUCUUGUCACCGCUGAGGGGGUAUCAAAAGGAAACCCUGAUACCAUCAGAAUUAUAAGACGACGUGCACCACCCUGUCUCAAUGUAUUCUGUAGGCUUGGCUGUGUGUGUGCCAGUCUGGUUCACUUGAGGCGACAUCAUCACUGUGGAAAACCACAGUGCAUGUUGGGCUGUAGCUGCCUGCGACGCAAAGUUGUUGCACUUAAGACCCCCAAACAGGAGCAAAGUGCAACAGAUCAGUCUGAACCUCAGAGAGUGUCAGAGGAGAACAAGGCUAAAUGGAAAAAGAAAAACAAAAAGAGAAAGACUUAUGUUCUGACCGAUCCGGAGACAGCACCUGAACCGGCUAAGCGUGUGAGUACAUUAUGGGAUCGAAAAAGUGAUGGUUCGGAUUCAGAAGCUCUUUUCUGUCCUCCUCCUCCAAGAGCUCCCUCUCCAGCACGCUUGCCUCAUGAGGUUCAGCAUGACCUGGAAAUUUUUUUCAGUCCUUCAAAACAAAAAAGGGUUGAAGAGAGAAAUUUGAAUAUGACUGAGGACAAUAUGGAGAACAAGCUUACAUGUGCUCGUUCGCGACCGUUUUCCUCUAUGUGCCAUGAUAAACAAAAAAUGGUUGACCAACACCACAUCUCACAGGUCUCUACGCAAGAUAUUGAGGAGGGUAAGCUUGUACCUCUUAAUUUGUCUGGCCCUGCCAAGCGGCUUGAGAUCAUAUCUGAAUGCAGUUGGGCUAGUACGGACACCAGAAAUUACAUUAUGCAAAUAGUAUGUGAGCACAUGGCUCAGGAUCGUUUGAAGCAUCCUUUCUGGAUUGGCAAGUACUUUAUUCAGCCAGUCUCCAAGACUCUACAAGAGAAGGAGGAUGGUUCUGUCCAUACAUACAAAGUCAUCAUCUCUCAACCUGCGGAGAAGAAAACAGAAGAUGAGAAGGUUACACAAAACAAAGCUGAGCUGAAAAAGGAUGUAGAAAAGAGUGAGGUGAAAGGUCUGCCCUUCAUGUCUAGGUGUUGUCCUGCAGGCUUGCUCAAGGCUGAGAAAAAACCACCUGAUGCUCCAGGACGGAUAAUGGUUAAUGGAAAGACAUAUCCACAAGCCAAAUUAGAGCUGGGGAAGAUGGGAGCUUUGCACCCUGCCAACAGACUGGCAGCUUAUAUAACAGGGAGAAUAUGUCCAGUCAGUCAGUCUGGACCUAAUGUGGUAACAACAUCAACUGUUACAAAGGCCUCUAUCACAUCCGUUCCGGUCUCGACUGUGUCCACAGCAACCACAGUUACAAGCACAUCUGCUUCUACAGCCAAACCGCUCAAGUCUGUAGUGACCAAGCCCCCAGUGGGAAAGGUCUUCACCCAGUUUGUGGUCAACCACAUCAACUCUCAAAAUCUGACCAACACUAGCACCUCACAAUUACAGCCUUCUGUUCCAAAAAUUGUCAUCCCCUCCUCCAUGUUGAUGAUUGGCAGAGAGGCUGGGGCUCCUGGGGUGGCUCUUUCUCCUGUUAAAGCAGACUUGGUUACCCAGGUGUCUAAGCCCUCAGACUCGGCAGGUAGCACCAGUUUCCCCACUGUAUCAAAAGUCCAAGCCCCUGCCAACACCAUCCUCACUAAAUCACCCAGCCUCCCUCUGGGUGGGUCUGGUCUAACCCCAACAACCACUGUCUCUUCACCUGGAUCGACCACUCCUGGAAAAAAGACGGUUUAUAUCACAGUUAUGGCCCGUAGUACAGGCCUCACCAGUAGUGGUCCAAGGUUUACAAAGCCUGUCACACAGACUCGGCCCCCACAGACCCCAGGCCAAAAGGUGCUGCUUCAGGUGGUGAAGACAGCUGAUGGCAACACAUUGUACCGUAAUCCUAAUGGCCAGCUCUUGCAGUUGGUGCCUUUAAGUCAAAUCAAAGCCAUCAAACCCAGCCUCCUUUCUCAAGGCCAACACACCUUUGUCCGUUUGCCCGCACCUACUGCAGUCAAUCCAAAAAAGCCUCAGGGUGGCAGCGCCACCGUAGUCAAAUCUUUCAGCCCAACACCACAAACGCAAACAAAGCCUGCUGUCACUGCACCAGUCUCUACGUCUUCAUCUAUGAGUGCCAAGUCGGUCACACUCACUUCAUCCAAGGCAGUCUCAUUGAGCAGCAUUCCUUCUACCCUUAAAGUGGUUCCAGGUGUUCUGGGACAGUCUGGCACUUGUACAUUGAGAAUUCUCCCACCACAUCCUGUUCAAAACACUGGAAUUAUCACUCCAACGUCCUCCCCUGUCCUCCCUCAGAGUGGCUUUCCAUUGCUUAAGCAUGGAAGUUCAACGCUAUACAACCAAGACUCCACUAAGUCUGAGACCGCUAUUUCUGUUAGCUCAGUUUCAACAGAGGAGGCAGGUGGUCAUGUCCGUAACCAAUCUGAGAUGGAUCCUUCUAAACAAAAUAGAUGUGAUGAUUCUGAACGACUAGCAGAAAAUAUAUCAGAGCUUCCAUCUUCUGGUGCCUCCACUCCGAAACCCAGCCAGUUUUCUGGAGGUGGUUCGAAUUUGGCUGAGACGGGUAACAAAGCUAGUCCCAAAGUGACAGAAAAAGAUUUUGAAAUGGCUCCAGUUUCUGACGAGGAAGAGAUUGGUUCAGACAUAACCGAAUUAACUGAUGACUCUGACCUGUACAGUGAUGAUGACCAAGAAGAUACAUACAGUUUGAGUGGUUCUGAUCAAGUGGAGAGGAUGUUGGAUAAAGAUGGUUUGGGCUCUGAGAUGAAAGAUUUUGCAGAGGUGGUGGUUGAUAUUGAGACUAUUGAAGAGUCUGCCGAGGAAAACAGUAUUGCCAAAUUUCGGGCAUCUGCAUUGAAGCAGAAUCAACAUCCAAGUAACCGGAGGAACAUUCAUAAUGAAAGUUUGGAGGUGAAGGUCAGGAGAGUGAGGCUGGAGAGAAUAAGGCGCCGCACACUUAAAGAUUGCUUUCUUAAACUUCAGGCAACACUCGGAAAGCCUUCAAAUAAUUUUGAAACCUCAAAAAUGAGAAUCCUUACAAUGGCUCAAAAAGAGAUCGAGUCCCUGGUUAAGCAGGAUGACCGCUUAGUAAAAAAAAAACAGAGACUGCAAUUUAAGAGACAGCGUCACCUACAGACACUUUCACUAUUGUGUGACAAGAGUACAGAGUCCAUCAGCCAGAAGCUUAAUGAAAUUAUUGCUAAACAAAAAGCCCUGGAAACCCAGUCUAAAGCAAAAAAAAGGAAGUCCCAGCUGAAUGUGGCAAUGGCCAAACCUAAACCAAAACCUAAACAAGCUGAUCUUGGAAGUAAACAGAAAGGUUUAGCAUACCAGAACAAAGUGAAAGAUGUUCCCAAACCCAAAUCCUAUUCUCCCUCUAAACCGAUGGACUUGAGUAUUAAAAAACAAAAAAGCCUGGAAAAGACUGAAAGUGCUUCAAAAUCUGCACCAACAGCCUCACCUGCAAACCCCGAUAGCAGCAAAAACACUCUUAAAACUCAGGAAAAAGAGAAAAGUAGCACAUCUAAACCUUCUCAGCCAUCUUUUAACCCCAUUCCACAAAAGAAACCUGUCUCUGUCCCAAGUCCUAUAAAACAUUCCUCAAUACCACGUGAGAGAACGCGGCCAAACAUUCUCUCCCGUGCUUCAUCCCAGGUGAUACAAGGAUCUCCAGUCGAAGAGCCUCUUUUAACUAAUGUGUGUAUACCUCAAGUAUUCCCUCUGAUGAAUACCAUGGUUCCAUACAAUCAAAUCAUAACCAUAAACAACCCACUUCAGGCGAUUGGCAUCACCUCAGUAGGGACACAGCAAUCAUCCACACCAGGUGUAGCAUCUGUGUCCAUAGUUCCUGCAGUAUCUCACCCGGUUGGAGUGGAAAAUACCCUUCCGUUAUUGCAGCCUCAGUUUUUCAAAAUUACAAACAGUCCUGUUAACAUUAACACACAAGUGGAUUCCGCCAACCUUCCAAAUAUCACCAAUGUUAUUUCUCUGGUUCCACCGGCGGAGAAUCUGGUAAUACCACAGAAAGUUGUUGAAGAUGCAUCUGUUGUCCAGGCACAGCCAACAUCUGUCCCUGCACCUGUGGAGAAUCAGCAGUACCCCUCAGAUGUUGAAAUUCCAGAUUUAGAGGAAAGGGCGGUUGUGGAUGAGCCUCAAUCCAUGGAUGUCCCCAAACAGCCUGUUGGAGGAGAUGAGGACAGUGCAUCUGUUACUUCAUCCAACCAGGAAGGACUGGACAAGAAAGGUCCGGAUGACAGCAAUGAUCCUGAGGAUGAAAAUCUACUAUCUUUGUUAGACGAACUUGUUCUCCUUAGCCAGCAGCUGAGUAACGAAGAUGAAGAUCAGAGAAUUGUUGUGCCAGGCGAGGUACAGUCAUGUUCGGACAAGCAGGCAGAUGAAGAACGGGAUGAUGACCGUGCUCUCAGUCCCUUGUUCCUAACUCUGGAUGAAGAUCUAAUGUCUCCAGACUCUAAAGAUGAAAUCGAUAUCCCACCCAAAGUGGAUGACUUGGUCAAAGUCAUUUUUGGAUCAGAUUCACCUUCGGUUUCAUCUGAAUCUGGGGUAGCACCAUCAACAAAUGUUCAAAGUCCACAAGCCCCACCGUGCAGCGAUAAAGGUGAUGCUCCUACUCCACCACCUCUGUUGCACAUGAAAGCUGCAUGUGAAGCUGCAUCAGGUCAGUCAGCCAAUGAAGGAACCAGUGUGGCAUGGCGGCCAAUGCCUAAACUGGUUCCUCUUGGGUUAAAGGCUCAAGAUGCUGUUGUGAAUAAGGUGAACGGCUCCCCAGUUUUCAAACCCGACUCAAAUGAGGAAGACGUUCAUAGACCACAAAUGUGAUCUACCUAUCUAUUAAUCAGGUAUAGCUGCUGCUCACGUUUAACAUGUUUAUGUACAGAAUAGGAUUUUUUAAAAAUGUAUUUAUUGUUUGUUUGCUGUGUAAGUCCUGCUGCCAUGGGCACCACCUAUUGUGCCUCUGGUAAAUCCAAAGAUGUUUUGUUUCAUUCACUUUUUUUUUAAUUUGUUUUGAACACUCAAACUACUAGACCAGCAAAGGUAUAUAACUGGUUUUGCUAGCAAUUGUGUAUCUGCUCUUUGAGGCAACAGUUGUGAAAGAAGCUGUUUACUCAUUCUAACCUCCAUAUUGGAGCAUGUUUUUCUUUCCCAUAGGAGUUCAGAAAGAACAUAAAAAUAACAUAGGAUUGUUUCUCCCUUAGCACAGUGAAGGUGAAGCUGAUCAUAAUUGUUUGCGUUGGGGAUUUUGUGGGAUCAUUAGGGUGGUUUUCCAGGCGACCUUUUAAGGAAUAAAUAAAUUUGCCCAGUGACUUUUAACAGUAAGGCCACUUCACGCUUGAAUUUAUCUGCUAAUGAGAACAGGUAUAUGUCAUUGUCUUUGCAUCUAGUUGAAACUUAAGUAAAUAAAAUUAUAACCCAUUACAUCAUUGCAUGUUAAGGCAAUAAUAGAUGUUAAAUUCAGUACAAACAGUCUGUGUUCGUUACAGGAAAGCUAGCGUAUAUACACAAAACUUUAUAUCUUAUGUUAAGUGCCUUUCAAAAGGUUCUUAUAUAUGCAUAUUGGGAUGUAGGUUUGUUGUCUUAGGAAAUAGUAAACCUAUAACAAUAGCAUUAAGAGCUUAGGAAUAAAAGAAUGACAGGGUGACCACUUCUGAGGUUUAUUCUGAUGUUAGUACUGCAGUUUUAAUUCUUUUUAUGUCUUUUUGUUUGUUUUGCAAAGUAAUAGGUGAAGUUUGAGUGCAGUCAGUUUAUUGCAUUUGAGCCUUUUAGUUGUGAAAACCUAUUUUCAUAUCCCCCACCUCAAUAGCAACAUAAAUUACAAUGUCUGAAGCAUUUUAGUGUUGUAACACGAUUGUGUCACACAUCAAGAGAGGCGGUUAACUUCAAGAGAUCCCUCAGUUUGAGCUCAAAAUGUAGUAAUCGCUAUGCAAUUGUUUUGCUUUAGAUAAAACAGGUACAGACACUACAUAGAAACGUUACAAGCUACAUAAAACAAGAUGCAGUCACACUGCUUAUGUUCUUGUAUAUAUUUAAUGCUACACUGGUUUGUUUUCUAAGUAUGUUAACUUGUUAAAAGUCUGUAUAUUGGCUGAUAUAACCUUUCUUGGAUAUUGUAAAUAUGUAAAAUCCUUUUUUGUUAGUCUGCAAACUGUUAAAAUACUUAUUUUUUAUAUGCUAUAAAUCAGUGCUCUCUCACCUUCUUUGUAAAAGAGAUGAAUGUCUUUUUGAGUCAAUAAAAAUGUACCACAAGUCUGUGAAAA